AUGAUGGGCUCGGCGCCCCACUUCCGCGGGUGGGACACCGAGCAGAGGGCGAUGGUGGCGGGCGCGGAGGCCCGCCUACGGGAGUAUCGGCGCAUGCUCCCCGGCGGAGACCUGGCGACGUCCUUGGAUGGGAGGUUCUGGGACGCGGUGGUGGUGACCGCCGCGAACGAGGGGCAGGCCGGCGUGUAUCGCGCGCAGCUCGACCAACUCCACUCGCGGGGACAGCUUCCCGGCGAGCGCACGCGUUACCUCGUCGUGCCCGACCCCCCCGGCCCUCGCGUGGGCAGCGGAGGCGCGACGCUUCACGUGAUGCUCAGGCUGCAGGCGGACGUCGGACCGUGCUGGAGGCGAAGCCGCAUCCUCCUGCUUCACGCGGGCGGGUACAGCGAGCGAUCGCCGGCGCACGGCACGCUGGGCAAAGCCUUCGCGCAGCUACCCAUGGACGCCGCGAACAUGGGAGCCCCCGCGACGAUGCUCGAGGCGCAGCUCGUCUACCUUCAGGAGCUCCCCGCGUCGUUGCCCCCCGGGGUGUUCAUCUCAGCCGCGGAUGUGGUGCUCCAGAUGCCAGCGCUGGCGCCCCUCGACGAGACCACGGCGGAGAGGGCGUCGCACGGGAUCCUCGCGCUGGCACACGCGAGUACCGUCGCCACCGGCAGGUCCCACGGCGUCUUCGUCUGCGACAGGCACGAGCUCGUGGAGCUCAUACGUCAAAGCGCGGAUGACGAGUCGAGGGGCAAGGAAAAUCGAGCCGAGCCGAUGGAUAAAAACCAAACCGAAACCGCCGCUGAACACGCCGGCGUGAUCGAGUGCGUGAGGUGCCUCCAGAAACCCUCCGACGCGGAGAUGCGCGCUGCGGACGCGGUCCUACCCACCCCCGCGGGCAUGGGCUUACCCGGCGGCGGCGGCGGCGAGUGGGUGCUGACCGAUUCGGCGUACCACCUCGGGUGGCGCGCGUGUGACGCGUUGGUAAAACUCGCGGCGUCGCACCCGGAGGCGUUGGCCGGGGUGGAGAUUUGCGCCUACGGCGACUUCAUGCAGCCCAUGGGAAGGGACCCGGACCCGAGCGCGGCGUACAUGCGGCGCGUGGACCACGUCGCGAGCGUUACGAGCGUUACAGCGUCCGGGUCCGGGUCCGGGUCCGGGUCCGGCUCGAUCGAUUCGUCGACGCUCAAAGGGGAUCGACUUCGCCGCGCCAGGCAGCUGGUGGCUGCGUGCGUCGCGGGUAAGCCGCUGCUCAUACGGCCGAUGCUGCCGAGCAGGUUCGUGCACGUGGGCACCAUGCCCGAGCUGCUCGAGCACACCGCGGUGGACGCCAACGUUCUCGCGGCGUAUCCCGCGGCGCACGCGGGGACGCAUCUGGGCACGUGGGACAGCGGCAUGAUGGACGCCGCGGGCUUCGGCGCCAGUCGCAAGUCGAUCGGCGCGGACGGCGUCUGGGGAUCCGGUCGGUCCUCGGGCCCCGGCGCGUGCAUGCUCGCGUCGCACGUCGCGAUGGGCGCGAGGGUCGGCGCCGGAUCGCUCGUCGCGCACUGCGACGUCGGCGCCCUCGCCACCGUGGGAGCGGGGUGCCUUCUACACGACGUGGACCUACCCGCCGGGGUGGUGGUGCCCGCGGGGGUGUUCAUGCACUGCGUGCCCCUGAACGAGGCGGCCGCGGUGGGAGCUGGAGUGGCGGUCGGGGCGGCCGCCGGGGGCGCGCGCUGUUGGACCUGCGUCGUCAUGGACGUCAAGGACGAAGUCAAGAGCGCGACGGGCAGCACCCUGCUCGGGGUACCCGUCGCGGAGGCUGCGGCGAGGCUCGGGCUCGACGCGACCCCCGGCGGCGCCGUGUGGGCCGAGGGCGAGGCGCAGACGACGACGUUGGCGCGUCUGUUCCCCGUGCGAGCCACGCAGCAGGACGCCGCGAUCGCCGCGAUCGAGCUGCUCGCGAGGGUCAGGGGAGUCCCUCCGGGCACGCCGGGUAGGCGCGCGGGGGGCGCCGGGGGGUUUGGGUCCGUGGGUUCCAAGAGGUCCGACGCGCCCGCCGCCGCGGAUGACGACGGCGGCGGCGGUUUGCGGGUGUCGGUGAGCGAGGCGCUCAGGGUUCUCGCCGACCACGCGGCGAUGAUGCGACGCAGGGGCGAGCUCGGGAGUAAGAUCCUCGGUCCGAUUGUUCGGCAGAUGGUGCGGAAGGAGUACGCGGCGGACACGUGGCUCGAUCGCGCGCCUCCGCUUCGAUCGUUCAUCGCCGGACCGAACGACUGCGCGGCGACGGCGACGGCGACGGCCCUACAGCUGGUCUCCCUCGCUCACUCGUACGAUCGCGCCAGACGAGCGUCGAGGGUGGAGCGAGAGGGGGGGCCCGGCCGGGCGGGGGCAAGCGGGGGCAAGCGAGAGGGGGGCGGCGACGACGACGGCGGAUCGCCCGGUCCGUCGAGGCGCGAGCUCCUCGCCGCGGGACGCGUCGCGCUCGCGCUCGCGCCGCGCGAGGGAGCGCCGGGCUCGGAGGCGGCGGAGGCGGCGGCGCGGCGGUGCCUCCGAGCGGCGGUGGUUUCGCCCUUUGCCCGCGCGGCGCCGCUCUUCGGCAGGCCCGCGGCGGAGGCGGCGGAGAAGGCGGCGUUCUUCGCGUCGGUCAUGAGCGUGCUCGGGGGUGGCGGCGACGACGAUCCCGGCGAGGCUCCCCUACCGCCCGCGCCCGCCGCGGCGGCGGUGUCGAGGCUCGAUAAGAUGGCGGCGGUGCGAGCCGAGUAUCCCGCCAGACUCAACCUCGCGGGCGGUUGGACGGAUACGCCGCCGUACUCCCUCGAGCGCAGGGGCGUCGUGCUUCACGUCCCCGUGCUCACCGCGUACUGCGGCGACGACGGGACGGUCGGGUCCCCGCCCGACGGCGCGCCACCCCUCCGCAGGCCCAUCUCGGCGACGGCGUCGCGGCUACCGGGCAAACCCGGUUUGGUCCGGCUGGUUUCUGAACCAGGGCCUGGCGUUCCCGGUCGGAGGGAGGAGCUGCGAAGCGUUGGGGAGCUGCUGCGAUGCGACGAUCCCUCGCACCCGUUCGCGUUGCACCGGGCGUGCGUCGCGCUGACCGUGGCGCAGCGCGCGGCGGCGGCGGGCAGCGUGUCCGACGUGUGCGCACACGCGUCGUCGAAUACAUCGUCUAAGACGUCGGACACGCCCGCUCGCCGGGACGGGCCCGAGAGCCUCGAGGAUUUACUCACGCGGUUCCUCGGCGCGCCGGGCAUGGGACUGGAGCUUCGCACGAGGGUCGACCUGCCUCGCGGCUCGGGUCUCGGCUCGAGCUCCGUGCUGGCGCUCGCGGCGAUACACGCGAUGCACGAGUUGAGCACGGGGUGCGAGUGGCGGCCGUCGUUGGGCGACGCGGCGUGGGCGGGCGCGUCCGCGGUCGUCGUUCCCCCUUGGUCGGUCGUCCCCGCCGAGCCCGCGGCGGCACCCGCGGCGGCAGAUGAGGCGACGGAUGAGGCACCCGCCGAGGAAGCCGACGGCGAGGGCGGCGGCGAGGGCGGCGGCGAGGGCGAGGAGGCAGCGGCGGCAAAAAAAGCGGAGGAGGAGAAGAAGGAGAAGGAAGCGAGAACCGCCGCCGCCGCCGCCGCCGCCGCCGCCGCCGCCGCGCAGAAGAAGCAGCGCGAGGACAGCGCGGCGGCGCAGACCAAAUCGCGACCGCCGAUCGCCUGGCCGACCGCGCGCGACGCCUUCAACGCGGUCCUCGCCGUCGAGCAGCUGAUGACCACCGGCGGCGGGUGGCAGGACCAGGCGGGCGGCGCCCUGGUCGGCAUGCGGCUCACCAGCGCCGCGAGCGCGGACCUCGGGGAGGCGCACGAGGCGCGAGGGAUGGCCUCUCUACCGGACUACGAGGUACGCGUCGCGCGGUUGCCGCCCCCCGCGGCGGCGUACCUGUCGAGGCACGUCGCGUGCGUGUUCACCGGAGCGGUUCGGCUCGCGGCGACGGUGGCCAAAGGCGUCGUGGACGCGUGGCAGCGGCGCGCCCCGGGCGUCGAGGAGGCCCUUCGCGCGUGCGCCGCGAUGGGAAAGGACAUGACCGACGCCUUCGACCGCCUGGGGAGCCUCCCUACCGCGGCGUUCGUCGGAGAUGGAAGCCCGGAAGCGCGCGCCGAGCUCGAAGCGGUGGGGUCCAUCCUGGAGCGGCACAAAGUGUUGCAGGAGCGGCUGUGGCCGUCGAUCAACUCCCCCGCGGUCGCCGCGCUGUACGCCGCGGUGGCGCCGCACGCCACCGGGUCGCACAUAUGCGGCGCGGGUAACGGCGGUCACAUCGUGGUGUUCCUCAAGCCCGGGGCGAGCGUGCAGGCGAUGUCGAGGGCGGUGAGCGGGUGCGCCGAGGCUCCCGACGCCAGGGUGGUUCGCGUCGCGAUGAUGCUCGACGGGGGCGGCGGGGGCGACGGGGGCGGGUCGGGGACUGGCGGUGGCGUCGCGAGGGGCGGUGAUGGUGUCGAUGGCGUGGCGGACGGGGGUGGUAAGCGUCGUAGGGUCGCGUGA
Messenger RNA from Micromonas commoda, 4488 nucleotides. RefSeq lists its product with no specific name. Gene Ontology annotation, biological process: GDP-L-fucose salvage. The transcript has a single exon. NCBI's taxonomy places the organism in Eukaryota, Viridiplantae, Chlorophyta, Mamiellophyceae, Mamiellales, Mamiellaceae. Bases 1 to 4488 code for a protein of 1495 amino acids. The record is from RefSeq and is a predicted model, not a curated record. Gene Ontology annotation, molecular function: fucokinase activity.